GUAGCCCCGAGGUCCAAUCUCCUCUUCACACACAGCACGCCGCCGUGGCUGUCAUCAGCCUUCUAGAGGCCUUCAGCUAGCGGACCGAGUGUGUCAAGUGUUGGAUAUGUGUAUGUGUAUGCGAAGCGAGGACAAGGAGCCGAAGCGAACAUGCGGAGAAGGUCCAAAGACGGGCGCCACCGAUCGUGGCAGCCUGGCGUGCCUGGCAGGUCGGCCUUCGCCAGGAUGUCAAGUGGUUGCACGCAUCAGGAUGGAUGAUUUCGCAGCAAGACAAUUGGUUUUGCAAAAUCGAGGACGACAUCAGCCCAGUGGCAUGCCCACUCGCCCGGGAUCACGCGCUGACCCGGGAGUUUUCCUGGACACGACUGCGUUGUGGCCGUCACGAUCGUCCCCCUACGUUCACGUCAACCCCGCAAAAUAUCGUGCAUUGCAUUCGAAAUCAUCCCCUUGGCGGGCGAUGAACAUGUCAGAGUGUGUCAAAUGAUUGCGGCUGCCACACAUGUUGUGCAUGAACUGACAUGACUGCUGAUGCCCAGCGAUGAGCAGCGGAUGCCAUGGUCCGGAUCAGGUUUCGAGAAGGAAUCUGGGCCAGAGAUGGCAACGUGCGAUAGAGCGAAGC
Dissoconium aciculare CBS 342.82 is the source of this 619-nucleotide messenger RNA. RefSeq lists its product as uncharacterized. The transcript has a single exon. The record is from RefSeq and is a predicted model, not a curated record. The coding region runs from base 107 to 484 and encodes 125 amino acids. NCBI's taxonomy places the organism in Eukaryota, Fungi, Ascomycota, Dothideomycetes, Mycosphaerellales, Dissoconiaceae.